Messenger RNA from Lutra lutra (Eurasian river otter), 760 nucleotides. It is a transcript of the gene RIIAD1, whose product is annotated as regulatory subunit of type II PKA R-subunit domain containing 1. The record is from RefSeq and is a predicted model, not a curated record. The transcript has 4 exons. NCBI's taxonomy places the organism in Eukaryota, Metazoa, Chordata, Mammalia, Carnivora, Mustelidae. The coding region runs from base 32 to 403 and encodes 123 amino acids.
CGUGGUCCGUCGCCUUGACGACCUGGGCAAGAUGGCGACGCUACAGGGCGGGCUUCUGGGGCAGGACCCCGGGGCGCUAAGCCCCGCGCAACAGGAGCAGCUACGCAACUUCAAGAUUCAGACUCGGAUUGCUAAUGAAAAAUACCUGAGGACCCACAAAGAAGUAGAGUUGCUCAUAAGUGGUUUCUUCAGAGAAAUAUUUUUGAAAAGACCAGACAACAUCCAAGAAUUUUCUGCAGCUCCAGCAGAUGCUGCCUCUGAUUCACAUUAUGCCGGGUGUAUAAAAACCGUCCUCUGUCGUCAUCGUGUGAGAGCCUGGCUCUCCUCUGAGAGGAUAUUCUCAGAGAGGAGAGGGCGUGAGAGCUCAGAGACAAGCUGGCAAGCUGAGCUGAGACGAGAAUAACACUUGGCAUUUAUUUGGGCCCCAGGAUGGGCCGGGAGCAGCAAACCCAGAGAUCCCUCAGCCCUCUGAUGGCUCCCCGUGCGUCAGCAAGCUGAUGAGCUGCCGGCUGGUGUGGCCGGGCCCGGAGCCAUCCUGUGUCAGCCCCUCCCGGGAAGGCGGGAGCUGGCAGGCUCAGCACUACUCCGGGCGGAGAUGGCGACCACGGGAUCUGCUGUGACUUCUGUUACUUGUUGGAAAGCAGGGCCCCCAGGAACAGGCCUGCUGAGGCUGAGCCAGCCUCGCUUUUGAGCCGAGCGAGCGGUCUCCCUCCCCGCCUUCUCCCCUUGGGUUUAGAUAAUUUCUUCUUUUCGAUUCUCA